GGAUGUUCUUCAUAGCAUCACGUGAAGGUCAACUCCCACCAGUUUUAUCCAUGAUCCACCUGCGUAGACACACACCACUGGCAGCUGUCUUCAUUCUAUAUCCCAUGACCAUGCUCCAGCUGUUUGUGGGGGACAUCUACAGCCUUCUGAACUUCAUGAGCUUCAUGCGCUGGCUCUUCAUUGGUGUGGUGGUGUUGGGUUUAAUUUACCUCCGCUACACCAAGCCCGACUUGCCCCGCCCCUUUAAGGUGCCCCUCCUCAUCCCAGUGGUGUUCUGCAUCACCUCCUUCUUCAUGGUCUUCCUGUCUCUGUAUUCAGACCCGCUGAACACAGGCAUUGGAUUUGCCAUUUCCCUCACCGGCGUCCCCGCCUACUACGUCUUCAUCCACUUCAACAACAGGCCCAUGUGGCUGCAGAGGGCCUUAGACUCCUUUAACAGAACUUUGCAGAUUCUGCUGGAGGUCAUCCCUGCUGAACAAUAAGAACACACCACCAACAGCAGCAGCAGCAGCAGCAGCAGCAGCUAACCCUAACCCUAACCCUAACCCAGCAGCAGCACACCCACGGUUUCGGGCUUGAGUUCAUGUCUGGUAUUUGUUAAUAAAUAAAUAAAU
Messenger RNA from Sphaeramia orbicularis (orbiculate cardinalfish), 614 nucleotides. Its product is annotated as cystine/glutamate transporter-like. Gene Ontology annotation, biological process: amino acid transmembrane transport. Lineage: Eukaryota; Metazoa; Chordata; Actinopteri; Kurtiformes; Apogonidae. The transcript is spliced from 4 exons. The coding region runs from base 3 to 482 and encodes 159 amino acids. The record is from RefSeq and is a predicted model, not a curated record. Gene Ontology annotation, molecular function: L-amino acid transmembrane transporter activity. Gene Ontology annotation, cellular component: membrane.